This is a messenger RNA of Branchiostoma belcheri (Belcher's lancelet), 888 nucleotides long. RefSeq lists its product as uncharacterized. The record is from RefSeq and is a predicted model, not a curated record. The coding region runs from base 185 to 775 and encodes 196 amino acids. Lineage: Eukaryota; Metazoa; Chordata; Leptocardii; Amphioxiformes; Branchiostomatidae. The transcript has 2 exons.
GUCCCCACUCGAUACUUGUCCCAAAGGCAGGCGGAAACAAGAGUAGACUAGACUCGGGCGCCUUGUCUGUACUCAUUAGCCCUGAACUUGGCUCUGUUUUUGAUGUCGCGUGAAAGGUGAUAUAGAUUGACAAGUGUUGGGUUGUUUGGAAGAUACAAGGACGGAGGAACCAGCGGUUUGGGCCAUGUUCGCAGCACCUCUAACCGGCGGGGAGGGCGGCCAGGCCAUGCCGACCCAGCGGCAGUGGAACGCCGUGCUCCGACUCUUCGGCGCGAUGAUUGCCAUGACCGGGGUAGCCGUGGCCAUAGCAGUCAUGGUCAUGGCCAACAAGGACGAGGAAGCCAACCGUUUUCCGUGGGAAGGGGUGCUGUUGUUUUCGGUGGGACUCAUCAUGGUGUUGUUCAGCCUAUACUACACGGAUCCGGAAGGGGGAGGGCGCAGGGCGUCACAGUGUGUUGUCAGGAGAGAGUCCGACUUGGUGAUAGACCAGCCUCCAGCGUACUGGGAAGUCUGUGAUCUCAGUGCGCCCCCACCGGACUAUAUAGAACCGACGUCGGUGACGUCAGGUAACGGCGAGAUCGUGGUCACCAUCACAAGAGUCAAGUCCACUCCGUCAUCAAGAGCGGCCGCACUCAACUUAGACGCCGCCGCAGUUAACAUAGAAGAGCCGUACCGACGACAAAGCGACGAGGAACCAGACGAACCGCUACCUUCGUAUGAAGAGGUCGUAACGUUAGAAGAGAACGAAAGAAGAGAAAGAACUUCCUCUGCAUGAGGGUCAAAAUAAGAAUGUUUUCAUACACACAGUAGCGCUGACCCAACAUAGCUGCCACUGUGUCGGCACUUCAGUCAUAUUCCGCCAGGAGGUGCUCUUGAGCUUGACAAUCA